AAGAGAGGAAGUUGAAGAGAUCGAAGAGCAAGACCAAAACUGAGGAAAUUACAAACACUGAGGUUAGGAAAGGCAUCAUGAAAAGCUUCCUCUCCUUCACAGUCCUGGCUGCCCUGCUGCUGCUGCCCAGCUCCCAGGCAGUCUAUGUUCAGGAUGGAGAUUUGAAAUUCUCCCUUGAGUCUGUGAAGAAGCUAAAGGAGCUGAUGGAUGAGAAGAGAAACGUUAACCCUCGCAUGAUGGUCUCCGUGGCUGCCUCUUCCCCGUGUGGUGAAAAAGAUCUCCCUGAGGAGUUCCAACCUGUGUGCAAAAGAGGAGAUGCACCCAAGAUAUUCGAGAGGCUGAGCUCAGCUAUCCAGGAUGCUGACUUGUGUGAAAUCUGUGCCAAUGCUGCCUGUGCUGGUUGCUUCUGAAUAAGGAGGAAGCCCCCAAAGAAGAUGUGUCAAGGGCAGAAGCUUAUGCACCCCACAGCUCUGGGCUCUCCCCACCUUUCCCAGCCCAUGCUUUGCAGCGUGUUGGAGAACUCUCUCUCUGCCUCUAGUCUGCAGUGCCAGCAGUGCAGCCAGGAGCCUGGGGAUGAGUUCCUGGUGUUCAGCAACACUUCCACAGCCAGAAAAUUCUCAGUGUGUUCCUUGUGCUGACUGUUGCCCCUUCAGGGGCUGGAUGUGGAGGAGCACAGGAGCUGAAUAGGAAAUUGUGUGGUUUGUAGUUUUUUUUGU
Messenger RNA from Indicator indicator, 716 nucleotides. RefSeq names its product guanylin-like. Gene Ontology annotation, molecular function: guanylate cyclase activator activity. The record is from RefSeq and is a predicted model, not a curated record. The coding region runs from base 78 to 410 and encodes 110 amino acids. NCBI's taxonomy places the organism in Eukaryota, Metazoa, Chordata, Aves, Piciformes, Indicatoridae. The transcript is spliced from 3 exons. Gene Ontology annotation, cellular component: extracellular region.